GCUCGGUGGGGAGGGUUGUGCCAGCGCGUCCUGCCCUGUCCGCUGCUCACGAGCCAGUGCCGGCGCAGUGCACGGGGUCUUGUGCCGCCCAGCGCUGCAGACGAUAAAUGAUACACCCGCCGCUGAGUGGCGCAGAACUACGUUUACGUCACAAAGAAAAUGGAAAAGGGACUGGAAAUUGAAAAGCUUCGUGGCCAGCUACAGGAGCUGCAGGGCCGGACGGUAGCCGAGUUCACCAGCCACCUCUCCGGCCUGAUGGAGCGGCACGUGUCCGGCCUGCAGGCGACCGCCGCGCCUCCGCUCGCGAACGGGCACGUCGCCGGCUCCAGAAGGGAUCACGGAAAACGGUUUGUUCCGCGGGAGUCUCUGCUUACGGAGCUGUUCCACAUCAGCCACAUCCGCACCAUUUACCACAUCUUCGUGGCCAUGCUGGUGCUGCUUUUCACGCACGCCAUCCUGAUCGACAUGGUGGAGCACGGCACGCUGAGUCUGAGCCCGAGCCUGCUGGUGUACGCGUUCGGAGGUGUCCGGGUGACGGCCGAGACCUGGCUGCUCAUGUUCUGCUCCGUCAUCUUCCUCGUGUACCCGACCUUCCACUUCUGGGCCACACACCGCUCGUCCAGCCCAGUGUUGUUCGACUGGCUGUUUUCCUCCACGUUCGUGGCGUACUGUGGCUGUCUGCUCUACCUGCCUGCUGUCGUGGUAAUGCAGCACAGGCUGCCGCCAGCCUCCUCCUUCAUCGUUCUACUGGAGCAGAUUCGUCUAUUCAUGAAAGUGUAUGCGUUCGUUCGUUCCAUUGUGGUUCGGGCAAGAGCCCCUGAGACGAAGGACUUGGACAGAUGUCCCAACUUCAGCACAUUCCUCCUCUUCAUGUUCGUACCCACUCUGGUGUACAGGGACAGCUACCCCAGGACGGACCGGGUGCGUUGGGGGCGCGUCGUGCUGCACCCUGGCGCAGGUGGUCGGCUGCGUGGUCUACAAUCGUCCUGUUGGAGCGCUUCUUCCAUGCCGCCCUUCCACAGCGGUACGGUCUGGGACUGGUGGAAUGUUACCAACUACGCCAGCUUCUACCGCACGUGGAAUAUUGUGGUCCACGACUGGCUGUAUGAAUACAUCUACUCGGACGUGGUCCGGUACCGCGGCAAGCUGAUGGCUACGCUGGCCGUCUUCGUCGUCUCGUCAAUCGUGCACGAGUACACGCUCAUGUUUGUCUUCAACUUCUUCUUCCCCAUACUGUUCCUUCAGUUCGGCGUGUUCGGCGUGCUGCUGCAUUUCAUGAACGUGCGCAGCGCGGCUGGCAACGUGCUGCUCUGGAUCACCCUGUCGCUCGGCGUUGGCAUCGACAUGACUUUUUACACAGCCGAGUGGUACGCCCGACACAACUGCCCGCAGAUAUACGACAACGUCUAUGCCGACUUUUUCUCAUCAAGAGCGCUGUCCUGCUGGUCAAGGAACAUCACGGAGGGCGUCCUCGGCGAGUCCACAGUCCCGGCCCCCGCGUGACGAGUCCCGCCUCCGCCACUGCGUCUGGCCUGCAGAUGGCUACGAGGGUCGGCCGACGUAAGGCUGCAAGCGACGGGAUCACGUGCCUCCGAUGGAAAGUUUCGGUACCAGAGCUUCACAGCGCGCGCACAAGAGGCCACUGCUGUCUGCCGCAGCGUGAGCGGGCGCCGGUGGCUGGGGAUGCGUGGCCACAUCGGGAGAUGGCGCUGUGGCCGGG
This is a messenger RNA of Pollicipes pollicipes, 1720 nucleotides long. Its product is annotated as sterol O-acyltransferase 1. The transcript is spliced from 12 exons. NCBI's taxonomy places the organism in Eukaryota, Metazoa, Arthropoda, Thecostraca, Pollicipedomorpha, Pollicipedidae. The record is from RefSeq and is a predicted model, not a curated record. The coding region runs from base 160 to 1503 and encodes 447 amino acids. Gene Ontology annotation, biological process: cholesterol metabolic process. Gene Ontology annotation, cellular component: endoplasmic reticulum membrane.